CAAUUGCUUCUGUUUCUGGAGCAGUAAUAUAUUUUCUUGUUUCCCAAUUUCUGGCAGUAUUUAUAAUAGUAUUAAUGUCAUCUAGGCUAGCUGCUUAUACAGGCAUAGUAUACUCAAGUUGUAAUCUUUGUAUAAAAUGUUAUUGGAUAAAUGCUGGGG
This is a messenger RNA of Dentiscutata heterogama, 159 nucleotides long. NCBI's taxonomy places the organism in Eukaryota, Fungi, Glomeromycota, Glomeromycetes, Diversisporales, Gigasporaceae. The record is from the annotation of a GenBank genome assembly.